UGAAAGAAACGAGGCCAGUUUUUUUGGUUAUGCCCUUCGCUACGACGAGCGCACUCCGACUCCUCUCUUCUCGAAACUCCCUCUACUCUCUUUCUCUACGCAAAUUCGUUUUCGCAGACAAACGGCCUUUCAUUCUCUCGCUUUCUGUGGCAUCAUCAGCUAUGGAUUUCAAUUCAUCUCAUACGCUGGUUCUAUGUGGAAAGUCGAUGGCCGAAAAUGAGAUCGCUAAAUCUAUAAAAAGCACUAACGCUCUGAAGCUGCCUGACAGUAGUGACGUUUCAAUUCUUUUGCAAUCGGAACUGGAGAGACCAUUGAAAGAAGACGAAUACUCUUUUAGCAUCGAUUCCUUCAUGAAUUGUCUUUCGACUAAUCAGUUUGGCAGGUUCCUCAUUUGGUCUCCGCGGUUGCCUUCCACGCACGACGUUGUUUCUCGCAAUUUUUGUGAGCUUCCAAUCGGUACGGUUUGUGUUGCCGAUGUUCAGUCGAAAGGACGAGGUCGGUCAAAGAAUGUAUGGGAUUCUCCAAUAGGUUGCCUUAUGUUCUCUUUUACCAUACAAAUGGAGGACGGGCGAACUGUGCCUCUUUUGCAGUAUGUUGUGUCUCUUGCUAUCACUGAGGCAGUAAAGGAUGUCUGUGACCAAAACGGCUUGCCAUGUGCUGAUGUUAAAAUUAAGUGGCCAAAUGAUCUUUACUUGAAUGGCCUUAAAAUUGGAGGCAUCCUAUGCACCUCCACAUAUAAAUCAAAGAAGUUCAAUGUCAGUGUAGGUAUAGGGUUGAAUGUUGAUAACCAGAAGCCAACAACAUGUUUGAAUGCAGUUCUAAGAGAACAUUCUGAUGUGGCUUACCGAUUUAGUAGACAAGAAAUACUUGCAGCCUUUUUCAAUAAAUUUGAGAGAUUUUAUGAUCUUUUCAUUGACCAAGGAUUUCAAUCGCUUGAAGAGCUAUAUCUUAAGACAUGGCUGCACAGUGGACAAAGAGUAAUUUUAGAGGAAAAGAAUGAGGACCAAGUGGUUGAAAAUGUGGUUACUAUUCAGGGUUUGACAUCCUCAGGAUAUUUAUUAGCCAUUGGUGAUGACAAUCAAAUGUACGAGCUUCAUCCUGACGGCAAUAGUUUUGACUUCUUCAAAGGGCUGGUUAGAAGAAAACUUGACUGAAGAAGCACCUUCAACUGGAAGCAACUAUAGUCCUCAGACGUGUGCAUAUUUGAUCAUGUUCGUUGUCCUUUUUUUUUUCUCCUUUUUGGCGCACCUAUUUUUUUCAAAGAAACCUUAACUAUACUUAAAUUUAAUUAGGUAAGAUUUCCUAAAUUACAACCGUUGUACAAUUCUUUGAACAGCUGUUUACCAAAAUAAAAAAUAUAUCAAGUGAUAUAUUUGACAUCCGGUACAGGUGGAAUCAUAGUUGCCGCAGAUAAUUAUUCAUUUGUAGGACUUAUUGUUUCCCUGUUGAUAGCUAUGAGCUAAGUUCUAUGAAUAAUUUGUCUUA
This is a messenger RNA of Juglans microcarpa x Juglans regia, 1485 nucleotides long. Its product is annotated as biotin--protein ligase 2-like. The record is from RefSeq and is a predicted model, not a curated record. Gene Ontology annotation, molecular function: biotin--[biotin carboxyl-carrier protein] ligase activity. Gene Ontology annotation, cellular component: cytoplasm. Lineage: Eukaryota; Viridiplantae; Streptophyta; Magnoliopsida; Fagales; Juglandaceae. The coding region runs from base 30 to 1154 and encodes 374 amino acids. Gene Ontology annotation, biological process: protein modification process. The transcript is spliced from 10 exons.